CGCCAUGGCCGACGUGUCGUUAAAGUCCAGGUCUACAGUCUGAUCUAUCAGCUCUUGACCAUUUAACUCUGCAAUCUCGCAAUUCAGACCCUGGUGUUGAUAAUACUGUCUCAAUUGGAUCAUGCGCUUCUUUCAGUUACUUGCUGCCGCGGGUUUGGCGGCUCCCCUUGUGUCUGCGUGGACAUUUAAGGAUGCGUCGCUCUCGAUCACUGAGAAAGCUGGCACCCUUCAGACCGAGUCAUUCUCAACCUCCAAGAAACUGGCCGAGGCCGUUUCGUUGCCAAUAACCGCUACUGCGCGAUUCCGAUUCGUUAUCGAAAGCGAAGAAGGAGGACGAUCAAUACCUCAUCAAACAUACAUCCAGAUCUCUGAUCCUUCGACCGGCUUGGAGACCUCUUUCCCUGCCGAUGUCCGGGACAACGGCCGUUCUCGCGUGGACAUAGAAUACAAGCUUAUUCCUAAGGCUCUCUUGGGACCCGACAAGCCUCUUCUUUGCAAGCUGAUAAUCGGCUCAUUUGGAACCGAGGAGUCGUUGAUCGCUGAGAUCGGAACGAUCGUGCCUCAGUUCAAAGGCGAGCCAUCCCCCUCGCCUCUCAGAUUCGGUCCCCGGCCGGAGAUCAUCCAUAUCUUCAAGUCUGAUCCCCGGUACAUCUCCGAGUCUGUGGCUUCGAUAGUCAGCUUUUCCGUUGUCGCAUUGGGAGUUUUGCUUCUCGGAGUGGUAAGCAUUCGGUACCCCGAUAAUCUGAUCUGUUGUGUAGCUACUAACAACCAUCUUUUAAGUGGCUCUAUCUGGGCAUAACCC
Molecule: messenger RNA, 802 nt
Organism: Myxozyma melibiosi
Lineage: Eukaryota; Fungi; Ascomycota; Lipomycetes; Lipomycetales; Lipomycetaceae
Exons: 3
Coding region: 122-799 (225 amino acids)
Biological process (GO): protein N-linked glycosylation
Cellular component (GO): oligosaccharyltransferase complex; membrane
Source: RefSeq, a predicted model, not a curated record